Cuscuta europaea is the source of this 980-nucleotide messenger RNA. The record is from the annotation of a GenBank genome assembly. NCBI's taxonomy places the organism in Eukaryota, Viridiplantae, Streptophyta, Magnoliopsida, Solanales, Convolvulaceae.
AUAAACAAACCACCAUUCUCAUUAGUAUUAAUUAAUUGUCUUAUGCUGACGACUCUGCACCUCCUUUAGCAGGCAUAGUUUUGCAUACUACCAAUUUGAAGGAAACCUCAAUCUUUGUUAAUUACUUGAAUGCAACUCUGAGAGAUGGAAGAAGCAAUUCCCUACACACGUAGUGAUCAUGCAGAGGAAGAAGACUGCAUAGACAUGGAAGUACUACGCUCAUCAGAUUCCAACCCCACCAUAGACGACGUCUUUGAGUUCCAGAUGCUCUCAACCUCUUCUGAAAGGUACACCCCCUCAACUUCUCCAGCAGAUGAGCUCUUCUGCAAAGGAAAACUCCUCCCCCUUCACCUCCCACCCCGUCUACAAAUGCUCCGCAAACUUCUCGAGAACACGAACUCCGUUUCUCCUUUCGAUUCUUGCCAUGAUAGCGCGGAGCUAAUUCAUCCCGACACUACUGCAGAAGAAGCCAUCAACGAGGAGGCUUCAAAAGGGGGGUCAUUUAGCUCAAAGGUGAAAGCUUCUCGUGCUUAUUUUCAGUCACUGUUUAGCAAAAGUUCAUCUGCUCUAAUCGGGAAGAGUUUAAAGAAAGGAGAUGCUCCAGAGUAUGAAGAAAGAGGUCGCAGAAGAAGGUCUUUUUCAGGUGCUUCUAAGAGGUUAUUGUCGCCAACAAAAGUUUCUUCUCAAAGGUUUUCAUUAACCUCCUCAAAUGAUUCAAACGGAUACCCAGAUAUGCGGGUUUUCAAGAGAGGCAGCAGUGGCCGAUAUUCCUCGGAUAGAGAAGAUUCAAUCCAGGCAGCAAUAGAUCAUUGUAAAAGAUCUCAGCAUUGAACAACAGAUAUAUGACUGCACUGUACCUAUCUCAAGAAUAAUUAUUUGGGCCUAUUCUUAUUGGGCUACUAAACUGUAAUGGACUGUAUAUAUUUUAGCCUGUUAGAGUCUUUUAGCCCUUUAGUAUAAAUAGGUUUCUUUAACCUACU